Molecule: messenger RNA, 1084 nt
Organism: Fusarium oxysporum Fo47
Lineage: Eukaryota; Fungi; Ascomycota; Sordariomycetes; Hypocreales; Nectriaceae
Product: HIG1 domain-containing protein
Exons: 2
Coding region: 102-797 (231 amino acids)
Biological process (GO): mitochondrial respiratory chain complex IV assembly
Cellular component (GO): mitochondrial inner membrane
Source: RefSeq, a predicted model, not a curated record
CGUAAACUAUUGCGCCCUGACAGAAAUCCCAUCUCUACAAAUUUGCCGCUUCUCCCACGACCGUCUUUCCCCUCAUUUCCAGUCCAACCCAAAUCGCAAUCAUGAAGAUUCUUACAAAGGAAGAAGAGGAGGCGCACUACUCAGCUGUCGUCAAGGGCGGUCUCAUCGGAGGUAGUCUUGGUCUCGCUGUUGGUGUUGGAGGUGUCAUGUUUGCUUCAAGGCGAUACCCUGCUUUCCGCGGCCUCACAAUCCCCUUCAGAACGUUCCUCGUCACAUCCGCCGGCACAUUUGGCGCCAUUAUCAACGCCGAUCGCUGGUCCAUGGAUUUUCAGAAGAAGCAGAAUCCCAUGAACUUUUACGAAGACCAGACCCAGCGCGCUCAGCAGAUUGUUCGCGAGAAUCAGACGACCUGGGAGCGCUUUAUGGAGUACGGCAAGGAGAACCGCUACUCUAUCGUAUUUGUCUCAUGGCUCGCAUCCAUGGGUGUCGCAUUCGCGCUCGUGAGCCGUUCACCCAUGAAUACAGCCAACAAGGUCGUACAGGCCCGUGUGUAUGCUCAGGGUCUGACCCUCGCUGUUCUCAUCAUCUCAGCUGUCUUUGAGAUGAACGACGCCAAGAAGGGCGAGGGUCGCUGGCAGACCGUCAUGGUCGUCGACCCCGAGGACCCCGAGCACAAGCGACUUAUUGAGAAGAAGAUCCACAAGGAGGAGUAUGAGGGCCAAGACCUCUGGAAGGAUAUGGUCGCUGCUGAGGAGCGACGCUUGGCCGCUAAGAAGCAAGCUGAGAACAAGGCUUAAAAUAAACAUGUUAUCUUCUUAUAACGACAAAAACAACUCAAUGAAAACCAUUCCUCGAUACACAUUACUUUAAAACUCAUCAUUAAUACUACGCCGAGCACAAGCCGACAACCACAGGAGGAAAUCGGAAAUUGUAUAUACCAACAAACCGAAGUUUCAUGAGUCGAUGAGCUGGGAUGGAAAGGAAGUGGCUAUUAUCGAUUGGGAUAGUCAUUGAAACAAAACUGCCCUCUGUUUUGUCUUUUCUAUGCGCAUAGAGCGGGUGGGAUGGUUCCUUGGAGUUACAA